Messenger RNA from Caenorhabditis elegans, 965 nucleotides. RefSeq names its product Ribosome biogenesis protein NSA2 homolog (gene W09C5.1). Gene Ontology annotation, cellular component: nucleolus. The record is from RefSeq and is marked reviewed. Lineage: Eukaryota; Metazoa; Nematoda; Chromadorea; Rhabditida; Rhabditidae.
AACCACUCGACUUGUUGUAAUAUUAUAUAAAAUAACAGAAUGCCGCAGAACGAACACAUUGAGCUCCACAGAAAACGUCACGGACGCCGGUUGGAUCAUGAAGAGCGACAGCGCAAGAAGCUGGCUCGUGCCGCCCAUGAUCGUUCACAAAUGGCGAAGACCUUGCGUGGACACAAGGCGAAGUUGUAUCACAAAAAGAGAUAUUCGGAGAAGGUUGAGAUGAGAAAACUUCUGAAACAACACGAAGAGAAAGAUCAAAAGAAUACAGUGGAGCAACCGGAUAAGGGAGCAGUUCCAGCAUAUCUUCUCGACAGACAGCAGCAGACUUCAGGAACAGUGCUCUCGAAUAUGAUUAAGCAGAAGAGAAAGCAGAAGGCUGGAAAGUUCAACGUCCCAAUUCCACAAGUACGAGCUGUCAGUGAUGCUGAAGCGUUUAAAGUCGUGAAAACCGGAAAAACGAAUCGUAAAGGAUGGAAGAGAAUGGUGACAAAAGUCACAUUCGUCGGCGAGUCAUUCACCCGAAAACCCGCGAAAUUCGAACGAUUCAUUCGUCCGAUGGGACUUCGUUUCAAGAAGGCACACGUCACACAUCCAGAACUUCAGACGACAUUCCAUUUGCCAAUUGUUGGUGUUAAGAAGAAUCCGUCGAGUCAAAUGUACACAUCUUUGGGUGUUAUUACAAAGGGAACCAUCCUUGAAGUUAAUGUAUCCGAAUUGGGAAUGGUUACUCAAGGAGGAAAGGUCGUUUGGGGGAAAUUCGCACAGGUGACGAACAAUCCAGAGAACGACGGAUGCAUCAACGCCGUGCUUCUCAUCUAAAUGAUCUUCUUCUAUUUUCUCUUCUUCUUCUACCCACUUCCAUUUCCACUUUUACUCGUUUCUGCGUUCAUUUUUUGUUGAUUUUAUCAUUGUUUUCUCUUCGUCUACACACACAUUCAACCGGAAUAAAGCUAAAUUCCACGUUU